This is a messenger RNA of Sorex araneus (European shrew), 888 nucleotides long. Its product is annotated as mitochondrial import inner membrane translocase subunit Tim8 A-like. The transcript has a single exon. Bases 511 to 888 code for a protein of 125 amino acids. Lineage: Eukaryota; Metazoa; Chordata; Mammalia; Eulipotyphla; Soricidae. The record is from RefSeq and is a predicted model, not a curated record.
UUUAAAUGAGACCUGUAGAUUUUGUUUAAAUUGUUAUUAUUUUAUUUAAAUAAAUUGAAUUUUAAAAAUUUAUUGAAAAAUAAUAAAUUAGUUUUCAGUAGCAUGAGAUACACAGCAAAAGUGGUGCUAAAAAGUAGGAAAUUGGUAAUGAUACAGCCCUUCAUUAAGAAACAAAGAAAAUCACAGAAAAUUUAAUUUUCCAUUUAAGGCGAUUGAUAACAGAAGAAACUAAGUUAAAAGCUCAAAGGAAGAAAAUAAUGAAAAUCAGAGUAGAAAUAGCAUAGAAAAAAAACAAUAAAAGAAAGAUCGAUGAAUCUAAGAAUUGGUUUUGUGAAAAGAUAAAUGAAAUCAAUAAACCUUUUACUGGGUUUAUAAAGAAAAAACUAAUAAAAGAAAUUACACAGAUAUAGAAAUACUAAGGGUAAUGAGGCUACUAUGAACAAUUCUACGCCAAUAAAUUUGAUAACCUAGAAGAAAUAGGUAAUUUUGGAUAAAUAUAGCUUAAUAAGAAUGAAACAAAAAAAAGACAGAAAACAUGAAUCAAUCGUCUCCGUCACGGAGACACGCGAAGGUCGGUUGGUUAGUGGAUCGUGCGCGCGUCCCACUGGAAUGGAGUCCGUCUCCCCUUCCUCCUCCGUAGACCGGCAGUUGCAGUGCUUCAUUGAGGCAGAGACACAGAAGCAGAGCUUCCAGCAGCUGGUACAUCAAAUGACAGAACUUUGUUGGGAGAAGUGCAUGGACAAGCCUGGGCCGAAAUUGGACAGUCGGACUGAAGCCUGUUUGGUGAACUGCGUUGAGCGCUUCAUUGACACAAGCCAGUUCAUCUUAAAUCGACUGGAACAGACCCAGAAAUCCAAGACAGUCUUCCCAGAACGCAGUUUUGACUGA